Messenger RNA from Quercus lobata, 2217 nucleotides. Its product is annotated as SEC14 cytosolic factor family protein / phosphoglyceride transfer family protein. Bases 558 to 2012 code for a protein of 484 amino acids. The record is from RefSeq and is a predicted model, not a curated record. Lineage: Eukaryota; Viridiplantae; Streptophyta; Magnoliopsida; Fagales; Fagaceae. The transcript is spliced from 7 exons.
GUAUCAAAGAGUAGGCGGGCUCAGAGAGUCACGUGCGGGCCCGCCCACUCCCUUCUCUCAAUUUCUACCGUUGACAGACUGUGAACGAAUAAACAAAGACGAAUCUUUCUCUCACAGAAAUGAUCCCAAUUCAUAAUAAAAAGCUCAAUAAUAAAUACAACACCGAAAAAACCGAUAUGGCAACACAUUCUCUCUGUCUCUCUGUGUUUCGCAGAGUGCCAAAUCUACCAAACCCUAGCUCCAUGUGAUGUGAUCCUCCCAAUAUAGAAAUCGCUCUUUACAAUUUCGGGACUACGUGAAGAUUUCCAGGUGCUGAUUUUGUCAAUCCUUUUAUCAGGCUGAUAAUUGUACUUGCUUUGUUAACCAAGAUUAUAGGCUAGAUAUUUAGCACCCUGAGAUGGGUGGCUCUGCGAUUUUACUGAUAUCAAUGUAUCAUAAUUAAAGUAACUCCUUGUGAUGAUUCCAGGGGUUCCGGCAGUUUAAGUAAAUAAAUGGUCAAAGUUACUCUGUAGAGUACUGGUGGAUUGAGAAUCGUGAGCUUGUUUCAGCUCUUCUAAAUGGGUGACUCUUUGAAUAGUUCUCAAUUGAGCGGAAGCUCUGAAGCAACUAGUGCCGUACCUGAGAAAAAGGUGUAUAAAGGAAGUUUAGUUGCUUCUUGCCAUAGAGCUUCUCCACGGAAUGCUUUUAGGCACAUAGCUUCAGUAAGCCAUGGUAUAUUUGGAAGUGAUGCAGUCAGUCAUGCAGCAGUGUUUUUACUCAAAGUUGCUGCAUUGGAGACAGUACGGAGGUUCUCGAUGGCCAAAUGUCCAUUUGCAUGGCAUGGUCUUCAGACUCUGCAAAUUCUUUGCUAUCCACCAUUUAAGUGGAUUCAAAGAUGGGCUCCCUUCAAGAAUUUGGUGGGAGGCAUGCAGGCACUGUCAAGGCCUAUUCUAGUCCUUUCAAUUGCAACAGUUUUCUCUGAUCAAUUUGAGUGUAGCAGUGGAACCUCAGAUGGUGUCGGUGAUUCUCAUACACAUUCAGAACAGCAUUUGGAGCAGUCCUCUGAACAGUCUAAUCUAGAUACAAGGACUUCUGAUGGAUCUUCUCAAAGUUUGGCAUCUGAAACUUGGUUGAUACAACUAUAUAAGGAGCUUGAAAUUCGAGGGAUUACUUUGCCAGAAAGAAUUAAUGAAGAUGAGCUCCAUAGAUUUUACAGUGCCGCUAAUGGUGACUUUACAUGCUUGCUCUCAUCAAUUAAGAAGACAAUCCGCUGGAGGGAGACUUAUGGAAUUCUUUCAGCACAAGAACUUGAGGUUUGGUCGGAUAUGGUUUUUUGGCAUGGAUAUGAUGUGAGGCAUCAACCUUGUCUCAUAGUACGGCUCGGACUUGCUUGUGCCACCUUGAAAUCUCAUGACAAACCUCGCUUUGCUCAAGCAAUCAUAUCUCAGAUAGAGCAUGGAGUCUUGCGUUUAGUUGAUUCAGAAAAUUCGAAAAUUACAGUUUUGGUGGAUUGUGAAGGGCUAUCUCCUUUGAAAAUUCCAAUGCAAAUGUUGAGAUCCUGUUCUUACCUUCUGCAAGACCACUUCCCAAACCGUCUUGGCUGUUUGUUUGUUAUUCGUCUUCCUCCAGUUGUUCGUGUUAUUGCUAAAACUUUUAUUCAAGUUCUAAAGCCCAUCACUCGGAAAAAGUUGAAAAUUGUAGGGGAGAUGUACAAGAAGGUUCUCUCUGAUUACCUUCAAGAAUUACCAUCAUAUCUUGAUGGUAAAUGCACAUGCACAAAAUGUUCAACCAUCAGCAUCUGUUUUAGGCAGCAGCCUCUUACAAAUAAGAUGAACAAGUUUGAGCAUAUCGCAGUUGUUAGUGAUGGUGAGGAUCCACCUGCACCGUAUCUAGCUGAUGGGAUUGAUAUGCACCUAAAUGGUAACUGUGACCAGGUGUUGAGGACUGCCAUAAUAAGCAUGCUCAUGUUGUGGGUUUUCAUAGCAGUUAUUGCUGGCUUAUAUGAUCCUGAAAGCCGUCCCAUGCCUCAUUGAGGUAAGAGUGGACCAACCUUUUCAUUUCUAUUGGCCCUUUGUUCUUCCUUAAGGUAGAUAUAUGUGUGUUAUACAAUCCGCCUUUUACAAGAUUUUGGUUGCUUUCUUUAUAAUUAUUUGAUAGCUGUAGUGCCUUAUAUAAUAUUCUCUGUAAUCAGAUGUAAUUUUUUUCAUAGAGCAAAUAGCUGUUAGCUUCUUUCCCUUU